Anoplopoma fimbria (sablefish) is the source of this 6739-nucleotide messenger RNA. RefSeq names its product SH3GL interacting endocytic adaptor 1a (gene sgip1a). Gene Ontology annotation, biological process: clathrin-dependent endocytosis; clathrin coat assembly. Bases 346 to 3135 code for a protein of 929 amino acids. The transcript has 26 exons. Gene Ontology annotation, cellular component: cytoplasm; clathrin-coated vesicle; clathrin-coated pit. The record is from RefSeq and is a predicted model, not a curated record. Lineage: Eukaryota; Metazoa; Chordata; Actinopteri; Perciformes; Anoplopomatidae.
GCAAAUCAGUCACACGUUUUGGAAACAGUUUUAAAAGUUUCUUCAUUUUGCAGAAGACAGACUGUCGUUGGCUUCCACAGAAGGGAUGGAGAUGUGAAGAAUAAAAACGUUGUCAAACAUCGAUCACAAAUGGACUUCACUGAGCAAAGGUAGUUGGCCAAAGGUCCUAAAAAGAAAAGGGCAGAACAUCUUGGGACUACAAUUUCCUUUAUCGGCUGAUAUCAGCGUUUUGAUUCUUCACUUUGAGUACCUCCAGUGAACCGUCUUCAUCCUCUGUUCGUCUUCUCCCUUCAUCCCUCUGUCUGGCUGGGGUGUGAACGAGGGAGUCCAUGGACAGACCUUUCAAUGACUGAGGAGUUGUGUACCGGCUGGUUUCGCAUCAUUGCAGGCUCUUUGGAGAUAGAGGAAUGCAAAUCUGCAACCAUGAUGGAAGGAUUGAAAAAACGUACCAGGAAGGCCUUUGGGAUACGGAAGAAAGAGAAGGACAAUGACUCUGCGGGGUCCCCAGACCGAGACAGCGGUUCUCAGAAGAAGACCAACGGGGCCCCUAAUGGCUUCUACGAAGAUAUCGACUGGGACAGAUAUAACUCUCCUGAGGUGGAUGAUGAAGGCUACAGCAUGAGACCUGAAGAGGAAUCAGAAGAGGGAGCGCCUACCAUCAAAAAGCCCCACUUCUUUUCCUCUGAUGAGUCGGAAGGAGAGGAGGACCACAGGAAAAAGUUCAAAAUCAAGAUCAAGCCGCUGCCGGCUGAUCGCGUAGCGUCUGUGCCCUCCGUCGACGAGCUCAAAGCCUCCAUAGGCAACAUCGCCCUGUCCCCGUCUCCUAUGAAACGUAGCCCGGGUUUGAAAAGGAACACAUCCAGUGAGGAGAUUGCCAGACCGAGACGUGUCGUCCCUACUUUACCCACCGUGGCCCCCACACCGGGUCCAGCACCACAACCUCCCAGCAGUCAACAAACACCAGUCGCUGAGGACACCACAGCCUUAUUUGGGCCUCCUUUGGAAACAGCCUUUGGAGAACCAAAAACCGAAGUGGGUCUCUCUGAGUCCGAUCCGUGGGGGGCUCCUCUGUCAGAGCCUGAAUCCUCUUUGUCAAGAUCCUUCCCCACAGGAACUCCACCUCCACUUCCACCCAAGAAUGUCCCGACCCCUCCCCUGUCGACCGGCCCUCCCUCUGCAGAUGGCUCUGAAGUGUCAACAGAAGCAGACGGUUCCACCAGGAAGCCCUCAAUAGCUGACUUGGACAACAUUUUUGGACCAGAACAGCCUUCCUCUGCUGGCGAGGAUACGGGUGACACAUGGGUCUGCUUCAGUGCAGAGUCUUCUGACCGGCCACCUCUACCGGAGGAACCAGCACCUCCCCUACCAGGCUCCCCUCCUCCACCUGAAUCUCCUGCCCCACCCUUACCAACAUCACCACCUCCUCCAGAAGACCCUGCACCACCUCUCCCUACAUCCCCUCCCCCAAAAGAAGAACAUGUGCCCCCUCUCCAAACCUCCCUGUCUUCCUCGGAGGAGCCAGCUGCACUUCCUGCCCCUUCAGAUCCUCCUACACCUGAGGUCCGAAAUCCUCUCACGCUGGCAACCUCUCCACCCCCUGCACCUCCAAAGGAGAAGCUUGCGUCUCCUCCCACUUCUUCUCCCCCUCCUCUUGACUCCCCAUCCAGCGUCCCGCCAGCCCCUGCUCCAAAAGCAAGCACCCCUCCUGCUGAUGGAACUGCAACAUGCUCCAUCCAACCGCCUCUUGUCCUGUCUCAAGAGGAACAGCCCAAGAACACAGAAGUCACCCAAUCCAAAGAGGACGGAGGUGAAACUGUCCCCUCACCCACUGAUGCUAGCCAAGGGAGCCGGAGUACGCCUCCCCCACCUCCUCCCCCUACAUAUCGGGCGGUGGUGUCGUCACCGGGUCCCACAUCUGGAGCUGGUGGUUCAAAUAGUGGUUCCUCCUCUCCGGUGCGACCUGCCACUCCUUCGUCAGUCAACCCCACCCCACCACCACCUCCACCACGCCCCCCUUCACGGCCCAAACUUCCUCCAGGGAAACCCACUGUAGGAGAUGCAAGUCGUCCGUUCAGCCCGCCGGUCCACUCUGCCAGCCCCCCUCCCAUCGCCCCUUUGGCACGGGCCGAGAGCACCUCCUCCAUCUCCUCCACCAACUCCCUGAGUGCCGCUACCACCCCCACCGUCAACAAAGAGCUGUCCGUGUCCGUGUCAGAGAAUGACCAGCCAUCCCUUGUAUGGUUUGACAGAGGGAAGUUUUAUUUAACCUUUGAAGGCUGCUCCAGAGGGCCCAGUCCCCUCACAAUGGGGGCUCAGGACACUCUUCCUGUGGCAGCCGCGUUCACAGAGACGGUCAACGCCUUCUUUAAAGGAGCUGACCCCAGCAAGUGUGUUGUGAAGGUCAUAGGUGAGAUGGUUUUGUCGUUUCCGGCGGGCAUCACACGGCACUUUGCCAAUAACCCGUCCCCCGCCGUGCUAACCUUCAGCAUAACCAACUACAGCCGACUGGAGCAUGUGCUGCCUAACCCCCAGCUCCUCUGCUGCGACACGACCACACAAGCCAAGGCAGAUGCCAAGGACUUCUGGGUGAACAUGCCAAACCUGAUAUCCCAUUUAAAGAAGGUGGCAGAGCAGAAGCCUCAGGCAACAUACUACAACGUGGACAUGCUCAAGUAUCAGGUAUCAACGGAGGGGCUUCAGUCGAUUCCUUUGAAUCUAGCGGUCAGCUGGAGAUGUGAGCCCACCAGCACUGACCUGAGGAUAGACUACAAAUACAACGGGGAGGCCAUGACGACGCCGAUGGCCCUCAACAAUGUCCAGUUCCUCGUCCCGGUCGAUGGAGGGGUUUCAAAACUACAGGCUGUCUUACCUCCUGCUGCAUGGAAUGCGGAGCACCAACGAAUCCUUUGGAAGAUCCCUGAUAUCUCACAGAAAUCUGAAAACGGAGGUGUGGGGUCGUUGUUAGCACGCUUUCAGCUAACAGAAGGCCCCAGUAAACCAGCUGCACUUGCGGUGCAGUUCACCAGCGAGGGCAGCACCCUGUCGGGCUGUGACAUUGAACUGGCUGGGCCAGGGUACCGCUUCUCUCUCAUCAAGAAGAGGUUUGCUGCAGGAAAAUACCUGGCCGACAACUAACCUGUGCUACUGAGAACAGCAGUGUUGAACAAAACAAUCGCAGUGGACUGAGUUUGACACAGAGGACAGAGGACAUACUGAAACCAGACAACCGACUUUCCAUUAACCUUUUCUGAACCCACACGACAGGUCCGCAGCCUACCCAGCAGUAUUGUAUAACUUGCAUAUAGCAUCGUGGAAACUGUUUUUUCGGUCAUGUAGUUAUCGUAUUUGUAUUCAUUUCAUAACAUCUGUAUUGCUGCAGUUAGACACCUGGGUUCUUCCAGCCUCUGAAGUCUGUGCCUCUGUCUCCAUCCUCCUCUGGUCAGUGUGUGGUGGUGUUGUUUUAAAGUUUCACUGCAGCUGCCUGACAUAAGACAUGGACAGAAAGAGUUUUCUGCCAGAUUUUUAACUCUGGGUGACGACUGUUUGUUGUCGAGAGUCCAGGAAGAUUUAGCUGUAAAAAUACCCAUGAAUUAGAUCUUUGCAGUCAGACACGCACCUUAACCUCUGACACAAAGUCUUAACUUCCCAAAGUUCCUAAGUUGAAGCAGGUCCUAGGAUAAUACAUUGUAAAUUGUACACUUUCAUUAUCAAAUAGAAAAAUCAGCUCUUUAAAUAAUUCUUCUGUCAGAGUCUGAGCUCAAAGCCUGAGCCAGCAGUCCCAACUGUCUUCCGCUGACGGUGGCGGAUUGCGUGUCUUUUACCAGAAAGUAAAUGCAUUUACUGAUGCAUUUUGACCCAUGUUGUCACAUGCAAAGAAACAUGAUGUUUCUUUUUGGUGCUUGAAACAAAGGAUCAAGUUACUACAAAGAAGAAAAAAACUACAUAAUCAUGCAUCACCUACUGGUACUACAGGGUCACAUGACUUUGGAUCGCAUCCUUUUUAAUGCAAAUGCACUGAUCAGUCGUUCAAACUGUUAAUUUUAUUUAUCUGGAAUACACAGACGCUAAGAGGUUUUAAGCUAGUUAGGCAGCUGCAAUGAUAAAUCAAUUAACUGGUUGCAAAAUAAGAACAUCUGUUUUCCUGUCAGAACAAAAGAAGUGUACAAAGUGUCAUUUUAAAUCAAUAAUAUAUAUCUUAAAGGGCGUUCGGUGUUUUCCUCGUGUUGUCAGAUAGCCUUUCUGUUGUUCCCGGGACAGCAGUGAUAGACCCCAGAGUACAUGACAGCAUUCUAUUUUUAUUUAUUGAUGACAAUGAUUUGUUGUAUAAAACAUGUGAUUCUGUAUACGAAUAGAAUUUGAAUGGUAUCACACAACUCAGAACCCUUAAAGGUAUAAAUAUUUGAAAUCUCUCUUUUUUUUGUUAUUUGUGUAGUUGGGUAACCUGUGUACAGUAUAAGGUAUAAUUUUUGAAUUUAUUUCAGAUAUAAUUUUUUAACUCAUGUGCAACAGAAGAUUUGAGCUAUAUAUGGGUAAGGGGGGUAAUUUAAAGAAAAAGAUAAAUAUCUUCCUGGAUGCUGUGUUAUGCUUUGUGAAAGCAGUGUUAAUGUAGAGUUAGUUAUACCAUGGGCAAGGUUCACACUUUAAAGAGUCAGUUUGACAUUUAGGGAAUUACUUGUUUUCUUUUUUUUCAAGAGUUAAUACCAUUCAUAUGUCUGUUUGACUUGAGGUUGGAGCCAGAAGUUUGUUAUCUUGGCAUAAACACUGAAAACAGCAAGCCUGGUUUUAUGGGGGGUUAUCAAGCUAUAUAAUAUGAUUCAUUUCUUACUUUUGCGAUUCCUUCACUUUUCCUCUAGCAUCGCCAUCAGAUCAGAUAAUAUAAGUAUUUCGGAUCAUUACUACCUGCAAAACUAAUGGCAUUUCCAUCAGCGUCAGCUGUGGUUUGUAUUUUAUUGGUAGUUUGCAAAUGUCAGCAUGCCAACAUGCUAAUCUAAAACGAUGAACGUUGUACAUGUUAAACCUGCUAAACAUCAGCAUGUUGGCAUUAUAAUUAAGAGAAGGAGAAAAUUAGCAUUUAGCUCAAAGCACUGCUAGCGUGACUGAAGACUGUCUUCCUUACCUUUGGACAGAGCCAGGCUAACUGUUUUCCCCAGUGUCCAUUCUUAAUGCUAAGCUAAGCUAACCAUCUUGUGACUCCAGCUUAUCAUUUAACAUACUCGGAAAGAAAGUGAAUCAGCGUGUUAUCGAAAUUGUUUAACUUUUCCUUUUAAUAAGGUCAAGUUUGUGGUACCAGUACUGGAAAAGGAUUUGUUUACUGGGACCAGCUUGAUUAUUUUUUUAUAUUUAAACCUCAUCAGAAAACUCUUGUAUUAACCCAACAUUCUCAUUUCCCACACCUACCUGUCCAGUUAUUCCUCAGCUUGGACCACAUGUCUGACCUGUUUCCAUUCACCUCAGUGGUACCUAAACUCCCUGAUUAUAUCAUGAGCAUACCCCUGAUCAUUCAACCAGCGCUUGAAUCCAUGGCUUUAUUUUGCAUAAUUGUAAUGGUCUCUGUGAGAUGACAUGAGUUGAAUGAGGUUGUGGAGCGAGGUUAAGUUGACCAAAAUGCUUUUCUUUCUUUUUGUAUUUUAUGUGUGUGUACCCCCGACAGUCAGUCCUCUGUUAAGGAGAAUAAGCUGAAUAUUUUUUAAACAGAUAAAAAUGAAAAAAUAUUAUAUUGUUUAAUGUGUAAUAAACACUGUGCUGAUGAUGUUGAACUUCCUAAAUGCUCUGACUCUCAAAACAAAGAACAAAAAGUGUGUGUGAAGUGUAUACGAAGAUCUCCGUACUGUACUGUAUGUUGGCAUUCUGUUAAAUGCAGCCAAUCAUGGUCCUUUCAGAGCCGUCGUAGAAGCAUUUGAGGCUGAAUUUAGGAAAAGAGGACUAUUAGCAACAUGUCAAUGCUAUUUUAAAUGAUAGAGUACUUUUGAUCAGGCAUAGUUUUAAACAUAUGUUAUUUGGCUUAUAGAAAAAUCUGAUUUGUCUCGUUUUGACCAGAUUUAUUCCCGUGCAGACUUGAGUGUAAAAGAGCAUUGUGGAUUUCUCUGAGGUUGCAUUUAAUUUAUCAAUGCAAGGUGAUGAUGAUUGGUGCCAUUUAGCUCCCACGCUUUGGUAACAUUUUUCUCUCAGUCAUUUCAGUCCAUCUAGUUGAAUGGAUGGAUCAACAUGCCUGACAGGAAGCUGUAACCUGGGUGAAUCUUGAAGCUAUCAGUGCAACAGUCACUCCAGCAUUAUCUACAGAGGCCCACAACCCCCACCCACCAUCAUGCAUCUGUUUUAAAUUACUACACUACAAGUGACAUGACUUUCAGCUUGAAAGUCAUGUUGGUUACCAGAUAAUUCUUUGCAUCAUCUAGUUAAAAAAAUGGACAUAAUGGAUACAAAGCUUUUACAGAUCUUCAUCUCUGUGGUGAAUUUGUCCUGCAGUAAUUCAUUAUUGCAUGCAGAGCAUGAAGUAAAAGGUGGGGCGUCCAUGAUGAUAGAUAGUACUGAAUUGACGUGUUGUGCUGAGUGUCAGUUACCUGUAUUAAUGUUGAGAAGAGAGCAGGGAGUGUGUUUAUGUGUGCUAUAAGCCAGAAUGCUUUUUGGUUCUGUACCGUUAACCUCAAAACACAUGUGCAAGCUGUUUGUACAGUACAUAACAAUGCUAAGAUGAACUGAGAAACUUAGUUUGCUUCUUUCCAAAACCAAUAAAAGUUAU